Caenorhabditis briggsae is the source of this 1833-nucleotide messenger RNA. Bases 1 to 1833 code for a protein of 610 amino acids. The record is from RefSeq and is a predicted model, not a curated record. NCBI's taxonomy places the organism in Eukaryota, Metazoa, Nematoda, Chromadorea, Rhabditida, Rhabditidae. The transcript is spliced from 6 exons.
AUGGAGAAUGAUGGCAAAAAUUUGAUAAAGAAUAAUGGAGAGCCGGAGAAAGAUGGAGGAAAAGUUUUAACUGCGAGUAAAAGAUCAGGACGGAAGAAUAAAACAGCAACAAUUGAAGAGAAAGAAAAAACAAAAGAGAAUGAGCUUCCUCCUGCUCUCCUUCCAAAGUUCCCAUCUCACAAAUCAUUGAGACGUCGUUCAUCGGGAGAAGCUAUCGAAGUGACUCCAAUGUAUCCGUCGGAUCAGUAUAUUAAUGAAAACGAUGAAAAUGAAAUGACAAGAGAACUGGAGAGAGAAAAAGCUGAAAAUCACUGGGAAGAGGGAUUGUUGUUGAUUGAUGAGUUACAGUUGAAAGAAGAAGAAAUGGAACAGCAACAGAAGGAAAUGCAGGAGAAUGCUCAUGCCUCACCAUCUGAUCAGAAUUCCUUAGAAGCUAAUCAGAAGAAAAUGAAACAAGAAAAAGUGGAAAAAGGUGAAAAGCCAGUAGAGAAGAAGGUGGAUAAGGCUAGUGCAAGGGAUAAGAAAAGUGGGCGGAGCGAAGAUCGAAAGAAGAGUAAAAAGGAUGUUGCAUCAUCGGAUGAGAAGAAAUCAAACGAAGAUAAAAAUAAAGGAGUUGGGUUGAGAAAGAAGGCGUCAGCAGAGGAUGCAAAUUCUGAUGAGUUUCGAAAAAGUGGAAGAAAGUCAAAGAGGUUGAAAAAGUCGGUUUUCAAACCUCCCGUGCAGAAACCAGGACAACCACCAACUCAGGGACCUACAUCAAUCUAUCAAUCUCCAAUGGUCCCUGCUCCAAAAAAUGAGCGAUCUCUGAAAUUGAAUGUCGGCGAGCCAAAAUCCUAUGACGACAAAGGGAAAAAACUAGCGGCAUAUCCUAAAAAAGAUGGGCAAAAAGGAACUGCAAUACCUGCAAAAUCACCACUUCCUGGAACUCCUGGAACUGAGAUUCAAAAGAAUCCACAACUUCCACCAACUCCUCAUCAACUUCAGCAACAACAACAGCUUCAGUUGAUGCAGAAAAAGCGGAGAAUCGGAUUUUUGAAAAAUGUGUAUCAGAAAACCAAAUUCUGGGGACGAAAGGCGGAUUGUGUUGCUGAUCCAUCCAUGGAUUUUCUUUCUAAAUCCUAUGUGAAACCAGACUACGAUCCAAACAAUCCAACAGACUUUAUGCCAGAAUUAUCCGCCAGUAAAAUACUUUCUGACGAAGAUUGGGCUAAAAGAAACUCGAAUAUUCGUUUCUCAAAAGAUGAAGUAUUUAUUAACAUGCGUCCGUUCUGGCUAACUCGUACCAUAAAUGACACAACUCCAAAAGUCAGAAUUCAGCUACACCGUCCAUUGAAGCAGAUGUAUCAGGGAAAUCCAUCAUGUAUUCUUCCGAAACUCAGCCGAACCGAACCAUUUUGUGAUCCCAAAAAGGAUUCGAUAGUGGCAAUGAAAGCGAUUGAUCAAUUGAUUGGAGUUGAUUUGAACUAUUCCGAGUACGAAGGAAAACAAGACACCCAGAGACGUGGAAAAAAGGAAAAAGCACAAGAGAAGGAAGAAGGAAAAGAGCAGAACAGCAAACCAAAUGUUACCUUUGACAUUCCGCUUCCGGUUCCUGGUGUUGAGCUGGAUCUUCAAAUUUACAAUCGGAAGCAUCGACCUCAAACAAAAUAUCCAAAUGGAAUUACUGUGGAGAACAGACGUAGAUUCGCCGGGAUGAGAUAUGGUUUAAAACCGACGAAAGAGAAAAAAGACAGAGACAAAGUUAAAGCUCGAUCGCCGUCUGGAGGACCAGUGUCUGUCAAUUCCACGUCUUCGAAUUCUCAAUCGUCGUCAGCUGAAGGGAAAAAGAAUUGA